Bipolaris zeicola 26-R-13 is the source of this 870-nucleotide messenger RNA. RefSeq lists its product as uncharacterized. The coding region runs from base 1 to 870 and encodes 289 amino acids. Lineage: Eukaryota; Fungi; Ascomycota; Dothideomycetes; Pleosporales; Pleosporaceae. The transcript has 3 exons. Gene Ontology annotation, molecular function: oxidoreductase activity, acting on the CH-OH group of donors, NAD or NADP as acceptor. Gene Ontology annotation, cellular component: cytoplasm. The record is from RefSeq and is a predicted model, not a curated record.
AUGUCAUCAAUCGAUCAACCAUUGAAUGACGGGAUUCUGCUUGUCACUGGAGGCGCAUCAGGCAUUGGUUUUGAAGUGGUGAAACAAGCUUGUGAACUUGGUACACGAGUCCUCGUUGCGGACCUCAAAACAACACCCGACUUCGACAGCUUCGCAGCCGGCAAAGACAACAUCGUCUAUGUCCAAGCCGACGUGACGCGCUGGUCCGACUUCGACAAGCUCUUCGAUGUGUGCGAGAAGAAAUGGAAUGAUGCGCCAGAUGCAUAUGCCAUAUGCGCUGGACUUUUCGAACCUGACUUUUCGAAUUUCUGGCAGGAUCCGGAAAAAGAUGAGGGGUACAUGCAGGUUGAUGUUAAUGUGAAUCACCCGAUCAAAUUGACGAGGUUGGCAAUAAGGAAGAGCUUGGGAAAAGGAAAGCGGGCAAGUGUUUGCAUCAUCGCAUCUCUUGCGGGCAUCGGCGGCAACCUAGCAGCACCCCUAUAUUGCGCAACCAAACACGCUAUCAUCGGAUUCGUAAAGUCUCUCGCAACUAGUGAACCCCUGACUGGAGUCAAAAUUACCGCUCUCUGCCCUGCUGCCGUACUGACGCCACUGUUCGACGCCACAAAGAUGAAGCAAUUCUCUCUCGAUCCAGAGGCAGCACUAACACCAGAUACAUGUGCGAAGCAUCUCUUAGAACUCUUGCAGAAGAAGGAAUAUCCAUGCGGAAGUAUGCUAGAGCUCACCCUUUCUAGCACGAGAAAAAUUCCAGAGUGGGGCAUAGAACCCCCAGCAGGUAUGGGCACUGGCCAAGAGGUCGAUGAGGUCUCUAUAAAUAAUUUGAUGCAACCAAUCAAUGGCAUAUUGGAUAUGGAAAAAACGAAGUUGUAA